This is a messenger RNA of Candidula unifasciata, 540 nucleotides long. NCBI's taxonomy places the organism in Eukaryota, Metazoa, Mollusca, Gastropoda, Stylommatophora, Geomitridae. The record is from the annotation of a GenBank genome assembly.
AUGUGCCAUCUCGCCAGUGUGCCAACUCCACAAUGUGCCAUCUCCACAAUAUGCCAUCUACCCAGUGUGCCAUCUCUACAAUGUGCCAUCUCCACAAUGUGCCAUCUCUACAAUGUGCCAUCUCCACAAUAUGCCAUCUACCCAGUGUGCCAACUCGCCAGUGUGCCAACUCCACAAUGUGCCGUCUCCACACUGUGCCAUCUCCACAAUGUGCCAUCUCUACAAUGUGCCGUCUAUACACUGUGCCGUCUAAUCAAUGUGCCAUCUCUACACUGUGCCGUCUCCACAAUGUGCCGUCUCUGCACUGUGCCGUCUCUACACUGUGCCAUCUCCACAAUGUACCAUCUCCAUACUGUGCCGUCUCCAAAAUGUGCCGUCUCCACAACGUAUCUCCACAAUGUGCCGUUUCCACAAUAUGCCAUCUCCACAAUGUGUCAUCUCUACAAUGUGAGAUCUCCACAAUGUACCAUCGCCACAACAUGUAAUCUCCACAAUAUGCCGUCUCCACAAUGUGCCGUCUCUACAAUGUGCAAACUCUAG